AUGGAAGUAUGCUUCUCCUCCGAGUUUGUCCCUUAUGGGAAUGAGACGGGCUGGUUGGCAGUGUACAGCAGCAGAGGGCCUUCUGUUCAUGAUGCCACUGUAGCUGCUUUGAUUGACAGGGUGCAGAUUGGAAAGCCCCUCCUCCUGGAAGUCUCAGAUGUGACCAUGACGAACAGUAUCUAUACUCAUUCUACCAGCUGGCAGAUUAGAGCAUGUCCCUCUGGGACCGAGUACUUGAAUCUCAUGUUGUCCAAGAGAGGUCGGGAUAUCCCGUCCUUUGCCCCUCUGCCCACAGACACAGAGGACAAGCAGCAGGAUAAAGCCUCAACCAAACCCACAGACAGUCACAAGCGAGCUGUUUGGAUUUUUUCGGACAAACGGGCAUAUGCAACACAGACAGACAUCAAAUUUGUAGCAGUAACAGAAGUGCCGAAUCCUCUAUACUUUCAUUGGAGAUUUGAGGAUGGACCUGAAAUAAAAACAACAUCCAGAAUCUUCAAAAAGAGAUAUCGCCUCCCAAACAAAUACAAUGUCACUGUCAAUGUGUCUAACGGUCUCACAUCCAUCAGCUCAGAUAUUUAUCCUGUUGUGAUUCAGAGAGCUGUGCAGCCCAACAGGCUUCUGUACAGUCCCUCAGUUUUAUCAAACCGUUCUGUAAACUUCACCUGCCGGAUCAGCUCAGGAACUGAUGUCUCGUAUCUUUGGAAUUUUGGAGAUGGAACAGAGCGAGACGGAUCACGCGCUGAGCAUCAUGUCUUUAACAGAACUGGAGAGUACAUAUUAGAGGUUAUUAUGUUCAACCUAGUGAGCUCAGCCUCUUUAACAGGGCACAUCUUUGUCGUUGAAGAAUCAUGUCAGCCUCCUCCGGUGAAAAACAUGGGCCCAAAUAAAAUACAGGUGUGGCGGUAUCAAAAUGUCCAUCUUGCUGUGACGUUUGAGGCUCAGAUUCAGUGUAAUGUCUCCAGAGGUCUCCUGUAUAGAUGGACUAUAUACGACAUGAGCGGACGACCGCUGCUCCUCCCACACAUAGACACGACACGGCAGUAUAUUGAUCUUCCGAAAUACCUCCUUCAUUAUGACACAUACAAAGCUAUUGCAAAGGUCCAGGUAUCCGGUAAUGUGGUGUACAGCAACUACAGUGUUUUAAUUGAAGUGGUGCGCAGUCAUCCUGUCAGUGUCAUCAGCGAAGCCACAAAUAUUUUCAUCAAUCGUAAAAGCGGCAUUAUUGUUACUCUAGAUGGGCGAAAAUCACACGACCCAGAUUUCCCCAAUAAUACUUUAAGUUACGGCUGGUCAUGCAGGCCUGUAAACACAGAAGAGAGCAGCUGUUUCAACAGGAACAUCGUGACCACUUCAGCAGUUCUUGUAUUUCCCGCUCUUGCCUUGAAACCUGACUUUGACCUGCUUAAAUUCACUCUUACUGUGUACAGUGGCCAUCAAUCUUCUUCAUCUGAGAUGUUCAUCACUGUAACAUCAAAACGUGCCAGCAACAUUCAUAUGUCUUGUGAAGAUUGCAGAGAAAAUUCAGUGAACUGGAAUGAGCAGUUUUCUGUUUCUGCUCUCUGUGAUGAUUGUGGUUUCAAUGCAAAAAAUGUAAUCUAUCACUGGAAACUUUACAUUGUUAAUGCCUCAAGCAAAGCUGUUACAGAGGUUCCAUUCUGCAGUAGUAUGGAUCUAAGUUUACCCUCUAAAAUGGAGGAGAGCUUACAUUUCUCCCAGCCUGCUGCGACACCCUACACUCCAGCCCAUUUUACUGAUCCCUCCGUUCCAGAUAUAGGCAUAUCUUUGGCUCCUUAUCUUUUAUCUAAAGUUAUUAGACCUGACCUUACAGCCCCAGUUACACAAGAUACACUGACUUCAAUGAUGCAUACGAAACACCAUAGCGUUAAUGUACGCACGCUGAUUGAAAGUCCCAGCACAAACCUGUACCACCGUCCAGCAUUUCCAACUAUCAAACCUCCCUUCUUUCCUUCCUUCCCUGGGGAAACAGAGUCGUCUGGGGGUCAGUGGGAGUUUCAUGGUUCCUUACCAGCCCCAGACUUGCAUACUGAGGACAUGAUUUACACAGACAUUUACGAGACAAUAUCAGGUGAUCGUCCCUCGCUACCAGAGUAUGAUUACUAUAGUUUUGGAAUUGAAGAGGCUGAUCCUGGUGUUCCAGUUGGCAGACCUACAGGGACCAAUUCAAUGGGAUUUAGUUGGAAUGAAGGAUCAUUCCCUCACUCUUAUGACAAUGAGGGUGAUAAUCUGGUGGACCCCAACCUGUUUGGCCCUGCAGUUUCUGAGAAGACCCUGCUGGAUCUGGACCGACAGCUCAUUCAUCAGUCUGUGUUUGAGUCUUACACUCUCACAGGAUUAUCUUCUGCGGUCGUCACAUUUAAACCCUUCAUGCUUGAACCAAAGAGUCUUUAUUUGCUCGAAGUGUCUGCAAGUUCUGAGGAGCGGCUACAAGGGAAAAGCCAGCUGUUCUUCCACACACAAGCUGUUCCGGAGGGAAUGAGCUGCCAAGUGCAGCCCAGCACAGGCUCUGAAAUCCACACUCAUUUCAGCGUCUUCUGCUCCUCUGGAAAAGAGGAUCUCUUGUAUGAGUACAGUUUUAGUGUUGGAAACGCUGAAAGGAAACUCCUUUACGAAGGCAGGGAUUUCCAACAUUACUUCAAUCUUCCUAGUGGAGAUCCUAAUGACGAUUACAAAGUCACAGUCUAUAUUGAAAUAAAGAACAGAUUUGGAGCAGCGACCAAACUAUGUCCUGUGACAGUGACUGUUCAUCCAAGCUUUCAGAGAGACUCAUCCUCCCAGCCCAGCCCUGAUCAAGAACUGUACAUGUACGGAAUCGGUAACCUAACCGGUCUGAGUAAGAUUGGAAGCAACCGAGACAUCAUCAACUACAUCUCUGUUUUGAUCACGGUGCUGAACCGCUUGAGUCUGGACCCGGAGUCUUCUGUCGAGCAUCUGACACUCACACGCGCCGCCCUUGUUUCAGCGGCCUGUCAGCUGUCCAUCACUGACAAGGGAGAUUUAUUUGAAAUAAUUUACAGUCUUACUGAUUUGAUAAGAAUCUCCAGUCAAGUGACAUUUCACAGUGCCAAAGAAGUAAUCCAGCAUGUUCACGACAUCACAUCCCUUUUACAUGAGUCCAAGCCUCCAGAAGGCCAUACAUUGGACAUUGGGAUGGUGAAUGCACUGGUAUCUCUCCUGUCUGGUGUGUUGGAGGCUCCAGUGCUUUCGUCCAGACCAGGACACCAACUCACAAACAAAGUGCUUUACACCAUCACGAAUUUAGUAUUGGAGUGUAUGCUAUCCAGCAAUAUCUUGCAGUACAAUGUGAACACUACUUUUAUGGAAGUGUUAGCCUGGAAGGAUGGCGAGUCUUAUUCGAUGGUGAAAACAUUUGGCAUUACUACGUUCCACCUCACUGAUUUUCUCGAGAUGCAAUUUCAGCAAUGGAGUAGCAAUAGCCAGCACAAGCCCUGCAUCAUUACCUGGCUCACAGUGUACAGGCACAGCCCAUAUCGCUGCUCCAGAGACAUGCAGUUCAGUGGAGAGACAGCAGACAUUCGACUCUACAACUGCACCACUAGGAAGGAAAUCCAAAGCAGACAUACAGAGUUCACUCUUCUGCGCAGUCAGGUGAACAGUCACCAGUUCAACAUGACGUCACUGACCCUUCAGAGAGCCCUGCAGAUCACUGUGCAGUUUAACAGACCAGCUGAACGCCCCUUUCCCAUUCUGCUGCUGCUUAGAAUAUACCAGCAGCCAACACCUAAUAAGUACAACGAACAGAAAAUAUAUCACUGGAAAGGACAGACAGCUCACAUCUUCCUCUCUCAAUCCUAUUUGCAUGCUACUGGUGCUGUCUUCCUGAUGCUUCUCAAUGCAGACUAUAAUAAAAGCCUUAGCAAUAAGUACAUUGCCAGAGCUGUGAACUACACACUUAGCAUCGAGUCUGUGGAGUGUCUUUCCUGGGAUGGUGUGAAAGAGAGGAAGCCCAGGGGUUGUUUUUCUCAUGGUGGUGUUUCCCCAGACAAGAUCUACUGCAGUUGCAGCCACCUGGCAUCAUUUGCAGUAUCACAUGAGAACAUCUUAAGCAGCUUCAACUCUGCAGAUGUUUCACAGUUUAUCCACUCCAAAACCAACUACACACUGAUCAUUUUGUCAGUAAUAUUCCUGGCUCUCUAUGUGGUGGUGUUGGUCUUGUGUAAAAAGGCUGAUGUUUCCAUUCAGAAAACUACAGGCUCAUUCCUGCUUCCAGAAAACAAUCGCUCGGACAGAUUCCUCUAUGCGGUCACCAUAGAUACAGGCUUUAGAUCUAGAACCAGAAUGACAGCAAAGGUUCACAUUGUUCUAUAUGGAGAUGAUGGUGUCUCUCAAACAAGGGAACUCAGCAGCUCUGACUCCAAACUCUUCACAUGCAACUCAAGGAACACUUUUAUUCUGAGCUCCCCAGAGAGUCUGGGUCGGGUAUGGAAGGUGCAUCUUUGGCAUGAUAAUGGAGGCUCAUCUCCUAGCUGGUACCUGAGCCAUGUGCUGGUAAAAGACCUGGUGCAGGGGUCCAGCUGGUUCUUCCUGGGCCAGUGUUGGCUGGCAGUGGAUGAGGGAGAUGGACGGGUGGAGAGGAGUUUAUCUGCUUCUGAAUGCGGGCUGACAUUUAAACAGUUUCUAUAUCUGAAACUCACAGAAUACUUGGAGGACUUCCAUCCGUGGCUGUCUGUGUACAGCCGUCCGUCUUUCAGCUCUCACACACACACUCAGCGUUGGAGUGUGUGUCUGCUGCUCCUGCAGGGCUACAUGUGUGUCAGCGCCGUGCUCAUAAAUCUUUUGGAAGAACAGUGCUUUUUAGAGCUGGGCCUUAUUGAUGUUUCACCGGUUUCCAUGGUAACAGGCCUGUGGAGUGUUCUUGCUGUGAUGCCGGUGGGGGGUCUGGUGUCCCUGGUGUUCCGUGUCGGCAAGACCAUGUCCCGUAGUGUGUCUGGAGAGCAUUAUAAGGUUACGGUGCCUGAUGUCUACUCUGUAGAAGACAUCCUAGAGAAGCGGCAGUUUUGUGGUGGUAGAGUCCGAAGUCUUCAAUCCUGGUGUUAUUAUGUGGGCUGGACCCUCUGCUUGACUCUCUCUCUUACAUGCGUCAUCAUCACGGGAACUCUUGGAGUAAAGUUCAGCAAAACAAAGACUCUUCUGUGGGCUCAUUCUGUGUUCUUUUCUCUUGUCUGCUGUGGCUUUGUACUGCAUCCAGCUAUGAUACUCAUAAUUACUAUCGCAGUGUCUCUGCUACAUCGAAAGAGGUCGAACUGGUUCCACAAUCUAAGUGUAACUGAGCCUGUCACUGAGUUAUUGAAACACGAGGACCAAACCAUUGAGGAUGUCUUGGUUAGCAAAUACCAGCAGUCCCAUUUUGAAAAGGUGCUCGCUGCCCGUCAGAGAGCCAGGUAUCUGCGUCUAGUGCGGCCACCCAAUUCAAGAGAGUUGAAGUGUGUGAGAGGCCAGAUCAAGAAACAGACUCUCCUUCACAAAACCACAAGGGAUUUGAUGUUACACCUAAUCAUGCUGUCGACGAUUCUAUUUGUCACUUAUGGAAAGUCUGCCAAUGACAAGUACCAUUUGAAUCAGGCUAUCAAAACUCAUUUCACAAAGGGUCCGCAAAAUUCAUUUCACUCCAUCCAAAAACAUGCCGAUUGGUGGAAAUGGACAACAACCACUUUCCUAGAGAGACUAUAUGACAAUGCCAACUGCCAUGAGAAAGGAAUAGAAAAUGAAACAGGAGAUAUUAGAGGUGCUUUCUCUUUUAUUGGGAGUCCGGUUAUUAGAAAGAUCAAGAGCACAUAUAACUCAUCAUGCCAGAUCUUGAAUUUGUUGGGCAAGAACAAUAUGAAAUCCUCUGAUAACCAAUCUGUGGCAAAGAGACACUUACUUUGUGGGAAACUUGGGUGUUAUGAGGGAGAAAGAGUGAGUGUGAGCCUGGGAAAAACAAGGUUCACAGCAAUCAAGUCAUUUAAAAAGCUUCUGGAUACCAGCUGGAUGACACCAUUCACCCAGAUUGUGAUGGUCCAAUUUCUCCUGUACAACGGGCCCAGUAACCUCUUCACGUCAGUCACCAUUCUAGUAGAGCAAACCUCAACAGGAGCUCUGAUACCCUCAGCAAGUGUUCAGUCCACUAGACUCUACCAUUUCCCAGCUGCCCUUGACUACAGUGUUAUGACCUGUGAGCUUCUUUUCUUUUCAUUUAUUCUGCUUCAUAUGUAUUGGCAAAUAUAUGUUAUGACUCAAAGAGGAUGGCUUUACUGGAGAAACAUUAGGAGCUGGCUAGAGGUGACAGUUAUCAUCUGCAGUCUUUUACGAUAUAUCUGCUCUGUGUACAACUUUAUGCUAAAAACAGAGAGGAUUGACUUCCUUCAGAAGGUGGAUUUUAAAUUACCUGUUGAUCUAAGCCCCAUCUUCUUUUGUGAGCAGCUUUCUCAAUCACUCCUUGGUGCUGUUGUGAACUUGCUUCUUCUGAAAUGUGUGUCCUUACUACGACUAAACAAAGCAGUAGCAGCAGCUGUGUCUACCUGGAAUCUGAUCUUCUCCAACCUGCUUUGGUUACUGGCACCUGGUGUUAUUGUCGCAGUGGCCCUCUCUGGUCUCCGCAACUUGAUCCUUUAUUCCUUCCCAUUUACUGGUAUCACUAGAUCUGCUCAUUUGCUCUUCACUCAUUUCUUUAGCUUGAGCCACUUUAGUGACAUUUACCUCCAAACCCAGGUCCCAACAACACUUUAUUUUGGAGCUAUAUUUUGCACUAUGAUUACAUUGAAUGCUAUGGUAAUUGCCACCCUUACCAUUUUUGUGAAACAAACAAAGACAACUAAAAAAAGAAAACAUUUACUGACUCUCUUUGAGAUGAUCUAUUAUGUCAAAGAUAUGGCUUUACUCAUUAUUGGAAAAGCCAGUCCCAAGCAAACUGACCAUCAUGUCCACACUAAUAGCUUUUACUUAACAGAGUUCGAGGAUCUCAUGGAUGAGCUGUUGUUUCAUCUCUGCACCAUGUCAGACAGUCUCCACAACACCCUGCCAGCAAAAGAAAAUCUAAUUGAAGCCCAGAGCAAUUUUUCUUUCCCACUUUCUGACCAUGUUUAUUACUCCGACUCAGAGAGUAUAACUUUUGAGGGAAACUGUGUGAAUAGCCAGCCACACAGAUUGGGGCAGAAACACAAAGAAUUCCUGGAUAUGAGCAGUGCCUCAUUUUUGUCAUAUAAGGAAAACACUCACAGAUUACCACUAGAACACAGAAUGUCUCAGUAUGUACACCAAGGCAGAAGAAGAACGCAGGAGAAGAGCCUUUCAAGAGGGCUGAGGAAUUUCAAAAACCCCCUUAAAGAUCCUGUCAGAGAGUCAGAAGAGAUUCUUUCUUCAGGCAAGCAGAUCCAUUGUGCACCAGCCGAGUGGAAGGGCAUAGUGUCCUCUAAAUCAAAUCCAAGCAGAGUGGCAGAUGAGCAUAAUGAUGCCCUCAAGACUCAAAUCAUCACACAAGUGCAAAGGCACACAGUUCAUCCAGCGCAUGCCAAGGCAGCUGGACAGUCAAUCGAGGGAAUGGACAAUUCUGUAGAAGAGCAAACGGUUAUUCCAGGUUACAUUCAACAAUGUAUGUAA
Messenger RNA from Rhinichthys klamathensis goyatoka, 7620 nucleotides. RefSeq names its product polycystic kidney disease 1 like 1. Gene Ontology annotation, biological process: detection of mechanical stimulus. The coding region runs from base 1 to 7620 and encodes 2539 amino acids. The transcript is spliced from 50 exons. Gene Ontology annotation, molecular function: protein binding; calcium channel activity. NCBI's taxonomy places the organism in Eukaryota, Metazoa, Chordata, Actinopteri, Cypriniformes, Leuciscidae. The record is from RefSeq and is a predicted model, not a curated record. Gene Ontology annotation, cellular component: membrane.